Messenger RNA from Ailuropoda melanoleuca (giant panda), 3497 nucleotides. RefSeq names its product thyroid stimulating hormone receptor (gene TSHR). Gene Ontology annotation, biological process: hormone-mediated signaling pathway; activation of adenylate cyclase activity; adenylate cyclase-activating G protein-coupled receptor signaling pathway. Lineage: Eukaryota; Metazoa; Chordata; Mammalia; Carnivora; Ursidae. The transcript is spliced from 11 exons. The record is from RefSeq and is a predicted model, not a curated record. Gene Ontology annotation, cellular component: plasma membrane. The coding region runs from base 339 to 2633 and encodes 764 amino acids. Gene Ontology annotation, molecular function: thyroid-stimulating hormone receptor activity; G protein-coupled peptide receptor activity.
UCGGCGGGCGGCGAGGAUCUGCCCGGGGGUGUUGCGCCCGGCUGCGGCCGCACGCCGGCUGGCCAGCGAGGUGCACCCGCCUCCGACUCCCCUCAGAGGCUUCUUAGGUCGGGAGAAGCUGAGGUUCUGCAGGACCCCCGUCCGCCCUGGGACGGUCCAGCCGCGGGGACUUUCUCUGGCUGAAGUGCGUGCAGCCUCCUCUUGGGUGCUGAAGUCACUACCCCAGUGAGGCCUCUCUCCUCCCACGCUCCCUCUGUCCUUCAGCCUGCGAGAACCCGGGGCGCAGAGGGCCGAGAAGAUUGUAGAGGAUGAAGAAAUAGCCUUGGGACCCUUGGAAAAUGAGGCCAACGCCCCUGCUGCUUCUGGCGCUGCUUCUCACCCUGCCCAGGACCCUGGGGGGGAAAGGGUGCCCGUCUCCCCCCUGCGAGUGCCACCAGGAGGAUGACUUCAGAGUCACCUGCAAGGAUAUCCACCGCAUCCCCAGCCUCCCGCCCAGCACGCAGACUCUGAAGUUUACAGAGACUCAUCUGAAAACCAUUCCCAGUCGUGCAUUUUCAAAUCUGCCCAAUAUUUCCAGGAUCUACUUGUCAAUAGAUGCUACUCUGCAGCGGCUGGAAUCACAUUCCUUCUACAAUUUGAGUAAAAUGACUCACAUAGAGAUUCGGAACACCAGAAGCUUAACUUCCAUAGACCCUGAUGCCCUAAAAGAGCUCCCACUCUUGAAGUUCCUUGGGAUUUUCAACACUGGACUCGGAGUAUUCCCUGACCUGACCAAAGUUUAUUCCACUGAUGUAUUCUUUAUACUUGAAAUCACAGACAAUCCUUACAUGACUUCCAUCCCUGCCAAUGCUUUCCAGGGGCUGUGCAAUGAAACCCUGACACUGAAACUAUACAACAAUGGCUUUACUUCAAUCCAAGGACAUACUUUCAAUGGGACAAAGCUGGAUGCUGUUUACCUGAACAAGAAUAAAUACCUGACAGCUAUUGACAAAGAUGCAUUUGGAGGAGUGUACAGUGGACCAACCUUGCUGGACGUCUCUUACACCAGUGUCACUGCCCUGCCAGCCAAAGGCCUGGAACACUUGAAGGAACUGAUAGCAAGAAACACAUGGACUCUAAAGAAACUUCCACUUUCCUUGAGUUUCCUUCAACUCACACGGGCCGACCUUUCUUAUCCGAGCCACUGCUGUGCUUUUAAGAAUCAGAAGAAAAUCAGAGGAAUCCUUGAGUCCUUAAUGUGUAAUGAGAGCAGUAUUCGGAGUCUGCGUCAGAGAAAAUCUGUGAAUGCUUUGAAUGGCCCCUUUGACCAGGAGUAUGAAGAGUAUCUGGGUGACAGCCAUGCUGGGUACAAGGACAACUCCAAAUUCCAGGAUACCCACAGCAACUCUCAUUAUUACGUCUUCUUUGAAGAACAAGAAGAUGAGAUCCUCGGUUUUGGCCAGGAGCUAAAGAAUCCUCAGGAAGAGACCCUACAGGCCUUUGAUAGCCAUUAUGACUACACUGUGUGUGGGGGCAAUGAAGACAUGGUGUGUACUCCCAAGUCAGAUGAGUUCAACCCCUGUGAAGACAUAAUGGGCUACAAAUUCCUGAGAAUCGUGGUGUGGUUUGUUAGUCUGCUGGCUCUCCUGGGCAAUGUCUUUGUCCUGAUCAUCCUCCUUACCAGCCACUACAAACUGACUGUCCCGCGCUUUCUCAUGUGCAACUUGGCCUUUGCAGAUUUCUGCAUGGGGAUGUAUCUGCUCCUCAUCGCCUCCGUAGACCUCUACACUCACUCUGAGUACUACAACCACGCCAUCGACUGGCAGACGGGCCCUGGGUGUAACACAGCUGGUUUCUUCACCGUCUUUGCCAGUGAAUUGUCAGUGUAUACACUGACAGUCAUCACCCUGGAGCGCUGGUAUGCCAUUACCUUCGCCAUGCGCCUGGACCGGAAGAUCCGCCUCAGGCAUGCAUAUGCCAUCAUGGUUGGGGGCUGGGUUUGCUGCUUCCUGCUCGCCCUGCUCCCUUUGGUGGGAAUAAGCAGCUAUGCCAAGGUCAGCAUCUGCCUGCCCAUGGACACUGAGACACCUCUCGCCCUGGCAUAUAUCAUCCUUGUUCUGUUGCUCAACAUUGUGGCCUUUAUCAUUGUCUGCUCCUGUUACGUGAAGAUCUACCUCACAGUCCGAAAUCCCCAGUACAACCCGGGGGACAAAGACACCAAAAUUGCCAAAAGGAUGGCUGUGUUGAUCUUCACUGACUUCAUGUGCAUGGCCCCAAUCUCAUUCUACGCUCUGUCAGCACUGAUGAACAAGCCCCUCAUCACCGUUACCAACUCCAAAAUCUUGCUGGUUCUCUUCUAUCCACUUAACUCCUGUGCCAAUCCAUUUCUCUAUGCUAUUUUCACGAAGGCCUUCCAGAGGGAUGUAUUUAUCCUGCUCAGCAAGUUUGGCAUCUGUAAACGCCAGGCUCAGGCAUACCGGGGCCAGAGGGUUUCUCCAAAGAACAGCACUGGCAUUCAGAUCCAAAAGGUUACCCGGGAUAUGAGGCAAAGUCUCCCCAACGUGCAGGAUGACUAUGAACUGCUCGAAAACUCCCAUCUAACCCCAAAUAAGCAGGGCCAAAUCCCAAAAGAAUAUAACCAAACAGUUUUGUGAGCUGACCCUACACAACUCUCAUUGGUAGGGGAACUUCUUAAAGGCUGGUUUCUUGAACAUGUAUUUGAACCUAUUACAUACACAAGACAGCUGACCUAACCCUUGUGCAUGUGAUGUUUCUUGGGGCAAAAGUUCAUCUCUGGAGAAGGGAUAGCAUUACCACUGAAUCGUUACCUCCAAGAAGAAAGGGAGGCUACCAGCAUGUCUGAAUCCCAAGUGAUAUCAAAAUAAUGGACACUUUCUAGAAAACUUGCUUAAUGCUACCUGCAGUGACAACAUCGUGUAAGAUGCUCAAAAGAUGUCGGCUCAACCGGGUCAGCAUUGAGCUGCUCACUUGUAGCUAGCAUUUCAUGCUAAAGAUUCAGCAAAUGGCAAAUGCUAUUAACUUAGUUGGUGGCCACAAGAUAAAAUUAGCCCCAUGUUGGCUUGGUCCGCCUUCAUGUUCCCGGGUACAACCAAGGACAAUGUGAAUUCCUCAAAACUGAAAAGUCCCACAGGAUACAUGCAUGGAGCAGCUAUUCUGAGGUGGAGGAGGGGAAAGGCUUAGCUUUGAGUUGUUUUUUCAGACUCCGAAACUAUUAAUCAUCUCUUUGCAAGGAUCUACCCGAUGUGACCCAACUAUUAUGUGUUGCCCAGGAAAAAAAAAAAAAAAACUGGCAAGAUUUCAGCUUAUGUGGCUGAGCAAACUAAGAACUGUUCUUCUUGGCUAGUCUCAUACAAUAAAAGACGUGAACUCUAGAAAUAUUUCUAAGUAGCAGCAAGUGGGAAUUAUGAGCAGAGCACACUAAAUCACCCAUUGAUUAAUAAAGCAGGCUGGACACACGGUAACUGCUGACCCUUGGGCAAAUCACAGGGCCACUUCUA